Molecule: messenger RNA, 1032 nt
Organism: Daphnia pulicaria
Lineage: Eukaryota; Metazoa; Arthropoda; Branchiopoda; Diplostraca; Daphniidae
Exons: 2
Coding region: 107-748 (213 amino acids)
Source: RefSeq, a predicted model, not a curated record
CUUCAAAUUCAAACUGUCCUGAGAGACACAUAUAUCUGGAAAUUUCAACCUCUUGUCAUUUUAUUCAACAUUGUUUCGUCGCAUCGAGGAAAUAUCCCAUUCAAGAAUGCAGUUCCUGUUUUCCAGUCUUGUGAUUUUGAUUGCAUCGGCAUGCGUUUUCGUCCAGGCCAAAAGCGAUAACAACAACGAUAAGGAGGAAAACUUCCGUGCUGGCAGAGCACAGCCUUCUCAUGAAGUCGAUCUAUCGAAAAACCAAGGCCGCUUCAUCUUCAAAACGGUAACGCUGAGUCUCCAAACGUCAACCUUCACUACAGUUACCACCAGUGUCACAACCUGCACGACUUCUACUGCCGGCCUUUCCGUCUGCACCGCUUCCGGCCGACGCCGUCGUGGUCUCCAUUUGAGCGGAAACAAGGAGGGUCGCGGUCUUUUCUACAACGAGAAAGAAGAAUACAGUGAAGAUGGCAGCAUCUUUUUGCCAUCACCUGUCAAAGAGGAGGAGGCCGCUCCGUCCGUGCAGCAAUUGGAAUCGGAAGUUGACUCUGUCCGCGAAGUCCGAGCUUCUCCGGAGCCGAUCCCCUUUGUCGUCCAGCCUGGAUUCGAUGCUCCUCCCAGUCUUGGUCGGCUGUUGUUUGCUUUUGCCACGACAACUAUCACGUCGACUUCGACUUCAACUAGCACCGCUUCCCUGACGGCCGCUUGUCGAAGCACCACCGGAUACCAAGUGUGCAAUGCCUUUGGUAAAUAAGGAUUGAUCGAAUCACGGACCUUUUACCCCCCAACCACUUCGAUCCAUUCGGAACUUCACCAGGAGAACACGUUGAAAUGAAAAAAAAAAGUUUACACGAUGUGACUGUCGAAGAUGACUUAUACUGUAUUUAUUUACACACACACAGCACAACUUGACAUUUGAAAUUUUGUGUUCAAAUUCUAAACUUGUACAUCCUGGUCCGUUCGCUCUGUUCUUUAAGGUGGCCACCCAGCACCCUUUAUUCUCCCAAAAUAAUUAAAUAAAUUUUAUCAGCAUUUAAA